This is a messenger RNA of Macroventuria anomochaeta, 276 nucleotides long. RefSeq lists its product as uncharacterized. The record is from RefSeq and is a predicted model, not a curated record. The transcript is spliced from 2 exons. The coding region runs from base 1 to 276 and encodes 91 amino acids. NCBI's taxonomy places the organism in Eukaryota, Fungi, Ascomycota, Dothideomycetes, Pleosporales, Didymellaceae.
AUGUCUUCCUUCGAAACUACGCGUCCUUCCGGCUACAUGUCCGACACAGGCAGUGAAGGCCAAGCUUCCGGUGGCCGCAAGAUCUCGAGCAACAUCGGACCCGUCCCAUCCUCCGUCAACCUCAACCGCCCGGCAGGCAACAUCAUCAAGGGCCCUGUCGACGACAACGGCAAGCCAAAGGAUGCAGCGCUUCUGCUUGGAAUCAAGCUCGACCUCGAGGCAGAGAUUCAUCUGACAGCUCGCAUCCGUGGAGACAUAACGAUUGGGUUGUACUGA